Cetraspora pellucida is the source of this 358-nucleotide messenger RNA. Lineage: Eukaryota; Fungi; Glomeromycota; Glomeromycetes; Diversisporales; Gigasporaceae. The record is from the annotation of a GenBank genome assembly.
AAAAAGCAAGGCAAACAAUAGAAAUGGAACUUGUCGAAACACAAGACUUAUAUUGUACUACAUGUGAUAAAUACAAAGACAGGAAAUCUACCCGACAAAAAAAACAUAAAAGUGAACAGUUUUUGAUUGAAGAUCAGGAUCAGGAUGAGGAUGUGGUGUAUGAACAUGUAGAAAUUGAUAGUCUAGUUGAAAGUGUAGUUUAUGCACUUAAUGAGUAUCAUGAUCCAUUAAAUAAAGAAAAUACUUUGGCAUUUUGUUUUGGAUGCAUUACAGAUGUUGGAUUAUUAGAAAUGUUAUUAAAACAAAUUGCCAAUUUAUUAAUUGAUCAUAUUGAAGACACAGAUAAUUAUAAAUGGAU